AUGGCGAACUACAAUCAUGCCGAUCCAGAAGACCUGUAUACGAAGCAAGAUCGCAUCGGAAAGGGAUCCUUUGGAGAGGUAUAUAAGGGGAUCGACAAGCGUACCGGCGAGCCAGUUGCUAUCAAAAUCAUAGAUUUGGAGGAUGCUGAGGACGAGAUCGAAGAUAUUCAGCAAGAAAUCAAUAUACUCUCGCAACUCGACUCACAACACAUAACAAAGUAUCAUGGGUCGUACAUCAAGAAUUCGAGUUUGUGGAUUGUGAUGGAGUAUUGCCAGGGUGGUUCUUGUUUGGACCUGAUGCGCGCUGGAGUCUUUGAGGAAGUUUUCAUUGCGAUCAUAUUACGAGAGCUCCUAAAGGGACUGGAAUACCUUCAUGGGGAAGGAAAAUUGCAUCGUGAUAUCAAAGCCGCCAACAUUCUUCUUGCGGCAGAUGGCACCGUAAAACUGGCGGAUUUUGGGGUGUCGGGACAACUGACGGCUACCAUGACCAAAAAGAACACCUUUGUGGGAACACCAUUUUGGAUGGCGCCAGAGGUCAUCAAGCAAUCGGGCUACAACGACAAAGCUGACAUCUGGAGUCUGGGUAUUACUGCAAUAGAGCUGGCAAAGGGAGAACCUCCGUACGCGGAUUUACAUCCCAUGCGUGUGUUGUUCUUGAUUCCAAAAAACGAUCCUCCUCCAUUGGAGGGCAACUACUCGAAGGCAUUCAAGGAGUUUGUUGCGUUAUGUCUACAGAAGGAGAUAGAUCAGCGGCCUCCUGCCAAAGAAUUGCUGAAACAUCGCUUCAUCAAAGCGGCUAAGAAAACAUCUUUUCUCACGGAACUGAUUGAGCGGCACGAGCAAUGGCUGGCAGAAGGGGGCAGCGAGAAGGAAUCGUCCUCGGAUGAGGAGGAUGGUGAUGGGAACGCUGGAGAUGACGAUGGGGAUGGCGGUUGGAACUUUGGAACGGUCAAACACGCUGUCCCACCACCAAUGCCCAGCAGCUCAAACAGUCGGGAAGCUCCAUCAGCCGCGGCAUCGAGGUUGCCUCCCGCCAAUACUUUACCACCUCUGCCGAAAAAUCAUUCCCAGCAAGCAGUUGCGCCCACCGCACCGCCAGCGGUACUUAGCCCGCCAGGAUCUACUGUGCGGGGUCCCAAGAAUAACAAGGUGGAGCCAUCAAAUACAUCGGCCGAGAGCGGGCUCUCGUCCUCUGCUUUGGGCGGAACAGUGAGGUCGAAAGUUUCACCGGCGUCUCAAAUCAAAGAAGGGGAACGCGCAUCCACUGUCAGCCGAUCGAGUGUAGCGUCGGCCAACGGAACAGCACGGCCGGGAUCUCCAUCCCCAGAGUCGGACGUUCUCAAAACCAUCGUCAAUCCAGCAUGUGCGAAAAUAGAAAAGGCUGUACCUGGCGCAUCGCUUCUGACGGUGCGACGGGCGUUUGCCAUGGUUGAGCAGGAGCACCCUGGGAUCUCGCUACAAGUGAUAAGAGAGCUUGCGGAUCAGUUGCAAGCGACCUCCCCAUGA
Molecule: messenger RNA, 1506 nt
Organism: Fimicolochytrium jonesii
Lineage: Eukaryota; Fungi; Chytridiomycota; Chytridiomycetes; Spizellomycetales; Powellomycetaceae
Product: STE/STE20/YSK protein kinase
Exons: 9
Coding region: 1-1506 (501 amino acids)
Biological process (GO): protein phosphorylation
Molecular function (GO): ATP binding; protein kinase activity
Source: RefSeq, a predicted model, not a curated record